AACAUCAGGUUCGAUCACAUGAUUAAAACAUGGCGGAAGGGCAAGAAAGCCGAGAAAAUGGAGAAAGUGAGCAAACAUCUAAUUCAGCCAAUAUUGCUGCACCAAAUGGACACGUAUCUUUUGAUUCCAUGGUUGACGCAUAUGCACAAGAGUAUCAAAAUCUUGACCAAACACUGGAUGAAAUAGAUUCCUGGAUGACGAAGCUUGAACAACAAAAUGACAGCUUAAAUGCCGAGCUGGACGAUCUGUUAGAGUCCAGUCGUCAAGCACGCAAAGAACUACAAGAGCAGAACAGUAAUCAAGCAGAAAAUGACACUGAAACAGAAAGUUCCAAUAGUGAUCCACAAAAAAAUAUAGAAAAUAGCAGUGCGAUGGAAAUUUCUAAUAAUGAUCCAGAAAAAGAUAUAGAAAUCAACACUGCAAAAAUGGAAAGUUCUGAUAGUGAUCCACAAAAGGAUAAAGAUAAUGAUUGAUGACAGCUUAUAUCUAAUAUACAAGAUACUUAUUUUAUUAAUCAGGUAUAGCUUAGGAAUAGUAAAUGUGGAGGUGGGAUCAAUUCCGAUUCGUGCUAGUCAAAGAAGUCGCCCACAAUACCUGUAAUUGGAGGAGAUUUUUUUUCACAGUGAUAAUGUUAAAUACAAAUGCUGAAUAUCCAUGACUUUGUCUAGAAUUAAAAAAACUAACUGCCAAAAUUACACAGAGGGACUUGUAGGUACAUGCACAGUUUAUAUGAGACUUCAGUGUGCACACUUAGUCUAAAUAGUAGUGUUACAGAAAAGUAUUAUAUCACUAAAUUGUAAUAUUCUGUUCAUUCUAAUGUGAAGUCAAACUUUUAUGUUUUUAUUUUCAUGUAGCAUGCUGUUUUUGAUCAGGCUGGAGUCAUUUACAAUUUAACAGUAAAUAGUACCAAAUAUGUCUAAAUUUCACAAGAAUGAGCUAUGUUUUUAUAUUGCAACAAGGUCUAAAAUGGCAUUGAAAAUUGUCAAGAUUCUGACAAUGAUGCAUUUUAAGUUGCACCCAUUGUUAUGAUGUUGUAAGAGUAAGACACAAGAUUUAUUACAUUAUUAACUUUAGAGUGCUCAGAGUGGAAACAUUUAGAAAAUAAUUAUUAGCAAAAUUGAAUUAUCUGUUUUCUGUUUUAGCGAUUAAAAUUGUUAUUAAAAGAAAUUUUCACUCUGAUUCAAAUUUUCAAAAUGUGUUUUGACUGAAGUAAGAGACCAUUUGACUUCAGAAAUUUUCUUAGCAAAUUUGAUUAUAAAUUGGUAUUUUAUAGCUUGGUUCAAAUGAGACAUUCCAUUAUUUCUGUAAACAUUCCGCAGUUAUUUCCAAUUUAAGGUAGGUGGUUGCUUAAGGCAAUUUGAAAUGAAAACAAAAUAUGUUUGGGAAGUUAGCUAUUUGGCUGUUCAGGGAAAGAGGCCAUUUGGUACAGGUGGCCGCUACGGCAGGUUUAUUCAUAUAAAAACAGGGGCGUGGCCAUAUGACUGUAGUCUAACUAAGUAACUUAGACUAGAAAAGGGUUAUUAUGUCUCCUGCCACUUUGUGAGACAUAUUGUUUUUGCCCUGUCUGUCUGUCUGUACGUCACACUUCAUUUCCUAUCAAUAACUGGAAAACCAUUUGACCUAGAACCUUCAAAUUUCAUAGGAUGGUAGGGCUUAUAGAGUAGAUGGCACCUAUUGUUUUUGGGGUCACUCCAUCAAAGGUCAAAGUCACAGUGGCCUAUACAUGGAAAACCAUUUUCGAUCAAUAACUUGAGAACCAGUACUUGACCAAGAAUGUUGAAACUUCAUAGGAUGAUUGGUCAUGCAGAGUAGAUGACCUCUAUUGUUUUUGGGGUCACUCUAUUAAAGGUCAAGGUCACAGCAGACAGAACAUGGAAAUCCAUUUCCAAUCAAUAACAUGAGAACCACUUGAUCCAGAAUACUGAAACUUCACAGGAUGAUUGAACAUGCGGAGUAGAUGACCCCUAUAGAUUUUGGGGUCACUAUUAAAGGUCAAGGUCACAGCAGACAGAACAUGGAAAUCCAUUUCCGGUCAAUGAUUUGAGAACUAUUUGACCUAGAACCUUCAGACUUCAUAGGGUGAUAGGACUUACGAAGGAGAUGACCCUUAAUGUUUUCGGGGUCACUCCAUCAAAGGUCAAGGCCACAGAAGGCUGAACGUAGAAAACUCUUUCCAAUCAAUAACUUGAAAACCACUUGACCCAGAAUUUUGAAACUUUUUGGGCCACUCUAUGAAUGGUCAAGGUCACAGGGGCCUGAAAAUGGAAAACCGUUUCCAAUUCAUAACUUGAGAACCACCAGGCCCAAAAUGUUGAAAAUUAAUGGUAUGAUUGGACAUGCCAAGUAGAUGAUCCCUAUUGCAGCCAACCAUCAGUGUCUCUUCGACUUUUGCUCUUGUCUCCUAUUGACUUCUUUCCUAAACGACUAUGCACUGGGGGAGACAUAUGCUUUUUUUUUUUUUACACAUCCAUCUUUUAGUUGAAAGAUGUUUUCUGUUAAAUGCUCUUUACAAUUGAGCUGUUGUACUGAGUUUCUUUGUUUAACCAGAAUUACACUAGAGAACAUACUGGUAACAUUGUGAGUUAUAGAUUAUCAAAAGACCAAAUGUAAACUUGGAUAUUUAACUCCCAGCUUAUUCUAUAUAUUGUUGUCUGUACCUGUUUUUAUAUCUAUUAGAUAGAAUGUCAAUAAAGUAAUAAAACAGA
Mercenaria mercenaria is the source of this 2705-nucleotide messenger RNA. RefSeq names its product UPF0184 protein-like. The transcript is spliced from 2 exons. The record is from RefSeq and is a predicted model, not a curated record. The coding region runs from base 30 to 473 and encodes 147 amino acids. NCBI's taxonomy places the organism in Eukaryota, Metazoa, Mollusca, Bivalvia, Venerida, Veneridae.